Molecule: messenger RNA, 792 nt
Organism: Oncorhynchus nerka (sockeye salmon)
Lineage: Eukaryota; Metazoa; Chordata; Actinopteri; Salmoniformes; Salmonidae
Product: putative nuclease HARBI1
Exons: 3
Coding region: 226-708 (160 amino acids)
Source: RefSeq, a predicted model, not a curated record
GAGCCAUGCACUGAGUGUGGAGCAAAUGGUUUGUGUGGCCUUGCGCUUUUUGCUAGUGGAGCCUUCCUGUACUCAGUGGGGGAUGCAGAACAGCUGAACAAGGCCACAAUUUGCCGCACAAUAAGGAGUGUGUGUCUGGCUAUCAAAGCAUUAGCAGAUGUCUUCAUCUCCUUCCUGGCCACAGAAGACUCUGUGACAUCAAAGAGGAGUUCUAUAGGAUUGCAGAUGGUCUGCAAUGCUGACUGUGUGAUCAGCAAUGUUGUGGCAAAAUGGCCUGGCUCAGUCCAUGACUCCAGAAUCUUUCGGGCCUCUGAAAUCUAUCAGUGCCUAUCACAAGGUGAAUUCUCUGGUGUGUUGCUGGGAGACAGGGGGUAUGGCUGCCAGCCUUUUCUCCUGACACCUUUCACAGACCCCCAGGAAGCACAGCAGGCCUACAACCAUGCCCAUGCCAGGACCAGGGCCAGAGUUGAAAUGACCUUUGGCCUCCUGAAGGCACGCUUUCACUGCCUUCACAAAUUAAGGGUCAGCCCUGUUAGGGCAUGUGAUAUUACUGUGGCUUGUGCUGUCCUCCACAAUGUGGCCUGCCUGAGGAAGGAGAGGGCCCCCAGAGUGCCACCAGCCAUGGACUGGGACAAUCCGGCAAUCUUCCCUGAUGACGACAGUGGUCGGCUGCUGAGGGACCAAUAUGUGUUGAAUUAUUUUAGUUAGUAUGUGUGCUUUCAAUUUUGGUUAAAUAUGUCCUGCGGUGGCAGAGGAAUUUGGUUUUUUUGGGUUCGUUUUUGACGAAUUUGG